AUGGAACAGUGGGAAGGCAAAGCCUCGGCCAAGCUCCCCACCACCAAGGCUGACAAAGCCUGGUCCCUCCUCUCCAGCUUCUGUAGCCUUCAGUUGUGGCUCCCAGGACUGGUGGAAACAUGCCGGAAGAUAGCCGGCGCCGAAGGCCAACCCGGCUGCGUUCGCUACUGCGCCAGCCCUCCCGGCGACGACGGCAAGCCGGUCAUCUGGGCCUACGAGGAGCUGCUGACUUUCGACCCGGCGCGCCGGUGCUUCGAGUACGAAGUGGCCGACAACAACAUAGGGUUGAAGCGGUACGUCGCGACGUUCAAGGUGCUUCUGCCGCCGUCGAACGGGGAGGGCGGGUGCCAACUCUAG
Molecule: messenger RNA, 357 nt
Organism: Musa acuminata AAA Group (dessert banana)
Lineage: Eukaryota; Viridiplantae; Streptophyta; Magnoliopsida; Zingiberales; Musaceae
Product: lachrymatory-factor synthase-like
Exons: 1
Coding region: 1-357 (118 amino acids)
Source: RefSeq, a predicted model, not a curated record